Elaeis guineensis (African oil palm) is the source of this 2879-nucleotide messenger RNA. Its product is annotated as glutamyl-tRNA reductase 2. The record is from RefSeq and is a predicted model, not a curated record. Lineage: Eukaryota; Viridiplantae; Streptophyta; Magnoliopsida; Arecales; Arecaceae. Gene Ontology annotation, molecular function: NADP binding; glutamyl-tRNA reductase (NADP+) activity. Gene Ontology annotation, biological process: tetrapyrrole biosynthetic process.
GCCCAACCGCCACCUCUUCCUCCUCCUCCUCCUCCGACCAUUCAUUCAUUCCAACGGUUCCCUUCGAAGUCCAGACGCAACGCAACACCAGGAUAGACAGACAGCUACUGAUAGAUACAUAGAUCGAUAAAGAAAGAGGGGAGGGAGAGAGAGGCGGCGAUCGGGAGGACGCGGCGCUCCUUCCUCUCGCUCGCUCGAUCGAAUUCCCUCUCUGUUCCCACAGAAGGAGACGCAGAUACCCAAACCCAAGAAAAAAAAAGGAAAGCUUUUUCCCUUUUUAAGGGCUAGGGCUAGGGCCACCGUUUUGAUCCGAUGGCGGCUGUGAGUAGUUUUGUGGCCUCCUUUCCGGGGCCAAAGACAGCGCCUUUCCUUCCUCGGAGGAGCUCGAAUGCCCCGUUCUCUGCCUCGCGCGGGUUCCGGCCCGUCCCGAGAGCUCCAGUCCAUGUCGGCAAUCGGAGGGGAAGGGUUCGGGGGAGCCCCCGGUGCGACGCCGUGCUGGAUCUGGUGGAAGCGAGGACACCGUCCCGGGCGGCCGGCGUCUCGGCUCUCGAGCAAUUCAAGAUCUCCGUUGACCGAUAUAUGAAGGAGAGAAGCAGCAUAGCUGUUAUAGGUCUUAGUGUUCAUACAGCUCCAGUGGAAAUGCGUGAAAAGCUUGCUGUUCCAGAGGCUCAAUGGCCUCGUGCUAUUGAAGAGCUUUGCAGUUUGAAUCAUGUAGAAGAGGCUGCUGUUCUCAGUACCUGCAACAGAAUGGAAAUAUAUGUGGUGGUUUUGUCUUGGCAUCGAGGAAUUAGAGAAGUGACAGAGUGGAUGGCUAAGACUAGUGGAAUUCCUGUUUCAGAGCUCCGACAGCAUCUAUUUAUGCUUCGUGACAGUGAUGCUACUCGGCAUUUGUUUGAAGUAUCAGCUGGGCUUGACUCCCUUGUCCUGGGAGAAGGACAGAUCCUUGCACAAGUUAAACAAGUUGUUAGAGUUGGGCAAGGUAGCAGAGGAUUGGGGAAGAACAUUGACAGGAUGUUCAAGGAUGCAAUCACUGCUGGAAAGCGUGUUCGCAGUGAGACUAACAUAUCAUCUGGUGCAGUUUCUGUCAGCUCAGCUGCAGUGGAGUUAGCACUGAUGAAGCUUCCAAAGUCCUACUUGCCAUCUGCCAGGAUGCUGGUUAUCGGAGCUGGCAAGAUGGGGAAACUUGUGAUCAAACAUCUUGUUGCAAAGGGAUGCAAAAGGAUCAUGGUUGUAAAUCGGUCAGUGGAAAAGGUAGAUGCUAUACAUGAAGAAAUGAAGGAUGUUGAAAUAAUCUUCAGACCUUUCACUGACAUGCUACCCUCUGCUGCUGAAGCUGAUGUGGUGUUCACCAGCACAGCAUCCGAGACACCAUUAUUUUUAAAAGAACAUGUUGAAGGCCUUCCUCCUGUGAGCCAUGCUAUUGGGGCUGUAAGGCUUUUCAUCGACAUCUCUGUUCCUAGGAAUGUCGGAUCCUGUGUUUCAGAUCUUGAAUAUGCAAGAGUGUAUAAUGUCGACGACCUCAAGGAAGUUGUGGAAGCCAACAAGGAAGAUCGACUGAGGAGAGCUAUGGAGGCUCAAGCAAUCAUCACUCAAGAAUUAAAGCGGUUUGAGGCAUGGAAGGACUCCCUGGAGACUGUCCCUACUAUCAAAAAAUUAAGGUCCUAUGCUGAUAGAAUUAAGGCUUCGGAGCUUGAGAAGUGUUUACAAAAGAUCGGUGAUGAUGCUUUGACAAAGAAAAUGAGAAGGGCCAUAGAGGAGCUUAGCAGCGGUAUAGUUAACAAGCUGCUUCAUGGUCCAUUGCAGCACUUGAGAUGUGAUGGCAGUGACAGUAGAACACUUGAUGAGACCCUUAAAAAUAUGCAUGCACUCAAUCGGAUGUUCAGUCUGGACACAGAGUUAGAAAUCUUGGAGCAAAAGAUUAAAGCCAAGGUGGAGAAAACUCGGAGUUAAGCUAAUAGAAGUAUUGAAUGAUCUAUUGCUACACUGUUAAGCGGUCUUUCAUCUGUUUGCGUUCAUCUUCACACUUUUUGGGUCCCGGUGUCUGCCCAUUCUAGUUCACUGAUCCUCUAUUUUUCAUUAAGGGAACCUUCUCCGCUUCUUACUGAGCUCCAUAUGGGUUUCAUUUGCAAGUAUGUCAGGAAAUGACUUCCCCGGCCUCCGCAUUUCCUUGUAGAGAGAUGGUAAAGACUUCCUGAGCUCCCUGUGGGUUUCAUUUGCAGCUGGUGAUGUCUGAUGGUCAUCUCGUUUUAUAGGAACUGGUCAGUAACAGAGGUGAAUUUGAUUUGCUAAUGGGUCAUGGUCCUAAAGGUCUGCAAUAAUAUGUUAUGGUCCUUCUGAAAAGGUCAUGGUCCUGAAAAGAUUUUCCUUUUUAUGCUUCUAUUAUCCAACUGCUGAUGGUGGCAGACGUGCCAAUCACAUGAAAGACUUGGCUUGGUAAUACGUCUGCAUAAUCAGAUGGGGGUAUUUAAUGGAAUGCUUUGGUUCCAUGGUAGACAUCAUGUUUUUCUUUUGCUACGAUUUUUAGAUAUUUUUGAGCUGAUAUGUAUGCAGAUUUUUGGUUAAUGCACUUGGGGGUCUCAGAGAGAGGAGCCUGAAGGAGUAUCUAGCUAGGGAUAUCACUUGGGACAUGGGUUGGAGAUCUUCUCCUUUAUUUUCUUCUUCUUUUUUUUUUUUCCCUAAGCAGCAAUUUUUAGCAGGUGUGUCUGGGUAUAGACGGAGAUUGGCAGUUUUUCAUGUGUCCGUGAGUUUGUAAUCAUCUAUGCCACAAGAAAUUUGCAUCCAUCUCUUUAAGUAGAAUCUCGACAUGUAUGGAAAAGUAGGAAGUGCCUUGGCUGGUUGGCAUCCAUCUUUGAAAAGCUUGAUUUUCCAAGAGGUCUAAA